Messenger RNA from Indicator indicator, 5671 nucleotides. RefSeq names its product HIV-1 Tat specific factor 1 (gene HTATSF1). The record is from RefSeq and is a predicted model, not a curated record. The coding region runs from base 1 to 1350 and encodes 449 amino acids. Lineage: Eukaryota; Metazoa; Chordata; Aves; Piciformes; Indicatoridae. Gene Ontology annotation, molecular function: RNA binding. Gene Ontology annotation, cellular component: U2-type spliceosomal complex; U2 snRNP. Gene Ontology annotation, biological process: mRNA splicing, via spliceosome. The transcript is spliced from 9 exons.
AUGAGCGGUGAGGACGGAAACGAGGAGUUCUACCGGCAGCUGCAGCUCCAGCAGCAGUACGACGCCGAGCCCAAGGGCGAAGGAGAAGCUGACCCCUUCACCUAUGUGGACCCGGCCGAUGGAGCCGCUUACGAAUGGGACCGGGAGAAGAAGGCCUGGUUCCCUAAGAUAACAGAAGAUUUCCUGGCAACGUAUCAGGCCAACUAUGGCUUCAAUGCAGAUGAUACAAACAGUUCAUCUGCUUCUGGCACAGCAACUGAAAGUAAGCAACCAGUAAGCUCUAAGACAUCUGGCACCCAACCAUCAGCAAAUGAGAAAGGACCACAACAAACAGAUCCAAAACAAAAAUCUGAAAAACGGAAGCUUGAGCCAGGAUGGUUUCAUGUUGAAGAAGACAGAAACACAAAUGUGUAUGUGACUGGUUUACCUCCAGACAUUACAAAAGAUGAGUUUGUACAAGUCAUGUCAAAAUGUGGCAUCAUUAUGCGAGAUCCUCAAACAGAAGAACACAAAAUCAAACUGUAUAAAGACAAGGAAGGAAAUCUUAAAGGGGAUGGCCUCUGUUGCUACCUGAAGAGAGAAUCAGUUCCACUUGCAUUAAGACUUCUGGACGAGGCUGAAAUUAGAGGCUAUAAAUUGCAUGUUGAAGUUGCAAAGUUUCAGCUGAAGGGGGAGUAUGAUGCAAGCAAAAAGAAGAAGAAAUGUAAAGACUACAAGAAGAAGUUAUCUCAACAGCAGAAACAGCUGGAUUGGAGGCCUGAGAAGAAAGAUGGAGCAACUCGAAUGCGGCACGAACGCAUCGUUAUUAUCAGGAAUAUGUUUCACCCAAAGGACUUUGAGGAGGAUCCCUUAGUGCUAAAUGAGAUCAGAGAAGAUCUGCGGACGGAGUGUGAAAAGUUUGGUCAAGUAAAGAAGGUUCUCAUAUUUGAUCGACACCCCGAUGGCGUGGCUUCUGUGUCCUUUAAAGAGCCAACAGAAGCUGAUGUCUGCAAGCUAACUCUAAAUGGGAGGUGGUUUGGUGGCCGUCAGCUCAGUGCUGAAACAUGGGAUGGUGUAACAGAUUAUCAGGUGGAGGAGACUGCAAGAGAAAGGGAAGAAAGGCUGAAGGUGUGGGGGUCAUUUCUAGAGGAUCCUGAUGCAAAGGAGCAGCAAACUGCAUCUGAUUCAGAUUCUACAAGUAGUGUGAAGCUGCCUGAAGGUGGACAGCCCUCAAAAGGGAACAACAUAUCAAAGGAGGAUGGAAAUGAUGAAGCCCAUAAGAGGGAGAAUAAUGGUGAGGGCAUUAAUGAAGAUGGUGCUCCAUCUACAGACAGCAGCCUUGCAGGCAGUGAUGGUGAAGCAGACACAUAACAGCUUUAAUGCUCAAUGGAAGCAUGGAGUUUAGGGUGAUGUUUGAGUUGAGUUGAGCCCUUUCUUUAGGGUGACUGCCGACACUAUUCAUAUGAAAAUCUGCAUAGUAGAGUUUCAUCCACUGUGUGCUUUGAAGUCUUCAUUAAAAGCAGUAUUUAAUGAGGUUCUAAAAGUCUGUAUUAAUUGGCUGUUCAGGUAAAGUAACUCAAGUUGCCAAGAAUGCAGUAAAACUCAUCAGGCUUCUUCUGUUCUAACGAUGCUUGUCAGUGUUCCAUUCUGUAAGUGUGAAAUGCCUUCCAAGCCUUCAGUUUAUGUAACUGUAUGUAACUUAAUGCAAAGCUAUUAGAAAGAUUUGUGAAUUUUACUGUUAAUUUUCCUGUACUUCUUGGAGCUCAGUAUCUCAUCCUUAGCAAUUACUCUUGUCCUGAGUACUUUAGAUUAUUUUAUGGAACAGAUGCUGUGGUGCGUCCAUGGACGAAUUGGACAUGUUGCUAUAUGUUAAGUAGCAAAUGCUAAGAGUAGUACCAAGUCAAAACCUUAAGAAGUGGAAAGCAAACAUUGCCAUAGCCAUGAUAAGGCAAAGUGAGUGAAGAUGGAUUAGUAAGUCACAGCAUUCCAUAAAUCACCAUUUUUCUUUCCCUCUUUAGAUCUGUUGAGGCUGGAAUUAUGUCAAGGAGAGUAGAAAUGCAGGAGCACCCAUGUUGUAGGCCACAAUGAAAUAAGGCUGGUCUCGAGCUCUCAUGGUCUGUAUGCUGUAGGUAGACAAAACCGACUUUUGAUUGAUGUGUUGGGUUUGUUUAGUUUUUGCUUCAGUUUAAUGUUAGUGUAAAAGUUUUCAUUCAACUUUGUUAGAACGAUGAGUGAGUUCUCUGCAACGUUUUAGUUUAGCCUUACUUGCUCUUCUAAGUGGGGAGGACCUCCCUUAUUUCAUAAAAUUUAAAGACUUUUGGCAACUUGAACGACCUUUGUUGUGCAAAAAAUUAGGACACUUGAAAAUAUGCUCAUAAGUAAUCUUUGUUUUUUUCUAAUAGAAAAAGUAAAUAUUAGGCCUCUUAGAAUUGUUUCCAAAAGCAAGGAUUUAGAAGACAUUCUAACUUGAGAUAUUUGAAUCUGUGACAGGCUUUCAAAAAUAACUUUGAGGGACCUCUUUUCAGCAUAGCCAUUAAUUUAGACUCUCAUUAUUUUGAUGCCUAAGGUUAGAAGAAUAUGGGUUCAGGCACUGAAGAACUAAAAUAUUGCUGCUCAGUUCCUAGCACGCUGUUCAUAUGGAUAAUUCCUAGUGCACAUUUGUAAGGAGGAUCUUUGAAUGUUUUUAAUUCAUAUUGGAUUGCAAGAAACCAUAGAUGCUGAUUCUUGUCUUUCCAUCCUGAAGUAUUCAGAAUACUCUGAAAAUUGGUAUUUUCAACUUUUGUGCUCUGAGAUGACUUAGCUAUUUUGUCCAGAGGUGUGUGUGGUACUUUGAGUUUGGUUUGUGUGUUGUUGGGGUGUGGUUUUUUGGAAAUCUCUGAUGUAAUCUGCCUGGGUAGCUCUGCCAACCAGAACCAUCUGAAUUAACCCUCACCACUGUGGUCAUGAGUGACAUCUUUUUGUGACAGAGGUGACACUUGGAUUCAGGAUGUCAAAGUCUGGGAGCUCAUUACAAGCUGCUGUGACGAAUUGCCAGUUUGGAGUUGCAUCCUACAGAAGAGCUGUAACUCCCUCCAGCUCAUCUUUACAAGUGUGUGAAUUGCAGGUUGCAGCUGGUGGAACAGUUCAGGGCAUCUGAAGCACUACCUGGUUUGUAGCUGCACAUAGUGGUGCAUUCAGAUUACAUCUCUUGAGCUGUGUUGGUUCUGCCUUAGUUAUUUUUAUUGCUAAUAAGCACUACAGACCUUUGAGGGUUGGAAGUGUUUGCAUAUGAAGAGUGUCAUUUAGUAUGGUGGGUGUUGCUUCCAGUGCUCUUCUUUUUUUUCCUUCCAGGUUUUAGACUUCAGACUUUAGCUCUGAUAAACUGUUGUGUUUGGUUAGCUUUUUCUUUUUUUCUUUUAAGAGAGCUUAGUCAUAUAUAACACUUCACACAGUUAAAUCACCUGUUUGACAGUGGAAUUGCAACUGAUCUGGGGAAACCAUUGACAAGUGUAUAAAUAUUGUACAGUUCUAUGAAGCCUUAUCAUGGUGUCAGGAUAGGAAAACAAUGAGGUUAGUGUUAGUAUUUGGGGGGGGGAAAAGACUUUGAAAAAAAAAAUAAAGAAUCAUAUGUGCAGUAACCUUCCUCUCUCCAGCUGGUGUACAAAUCUGAUUGGCUUGCUUCAAAAGUCAAAGAUGAUGUUUAGUCUUUUCACCUCUUCCUUCUAGACUUCACACUGAAGUAGAGCACUGUCAGAGGCUGAGACCAAAUGCUUUCCUGACUUUCCUAUUAACUAGGAUCCUUAAGCAAACAAAAGCUGGUGGGCCCUGCAAGCCUGGUGUGCUGGAGCGCGGCGUUACGCUCAAACGGAUCGUUUUCCUUGUCUCUACCUCUCGUUGUUCCCCAGCAAAAUGUACAAAUCUAUUUUUGUAAACUAUUGGUUGAGUUCUGGAGGCAUUGAGUAGCCUGUGGAGAAGUUAAAAGGCAGCUGUGACUUUCUUUUCAGCAGUUUGGCAUUGAGACCGAAGUGGUUUAUUUUCAUUUGUAAGGUGAUGCCAGUUUUUUAUAAGAUGAACCUGAACAUGGAAUUAAUUUAGUAAAGUUAAAGUUACUAUUUUGAAGUAUCAGUGUGAAACUCUUGUAGUAGAGAGCAGUAAUGUUCAGUACCCACUUUUAACAGGUAGGAACCUGAGCAGGCUCCCUUGCUUUUUAAACCUGCAUUUUCUUCGGACUGAACAGCGUCGUAAAUAAAUUGGUCAAAGAAGUUAAAAGCCCACAGCAAUGUUCACUAUGCAUGCUUCUUUAAUUAAAAGUGCUUUCUAAUGACUUGGCUUUGCUCAUUAGAAGUGACAAAAUCAAACUGUUUGCUCAGUUCGGGGUUUUUUUUGGUUUUGGUUUUUUUUUCCUUAGGCUCCAUCCCUGUAUACCAUGUGUUCCUUCAUCCCUAGGUUUUGGUGAGGGAUUGAUUUGAAGCAAAACCAGUCCCCUUCCCUCUGUCUAGUACAAAAAGUAACUAGCAGCAAGUUGAAACAGUUUGUGGAUAAUCAUCAUAGCUCAGUUUUGAAGUAGAGAAAGCUGUUUCUUCUAAUUUACCCAGUGUGGGGAAAAAAAAUGGGUGUGAAACCACUUCAACGUAUCAGCAGAGGAAAAGGGUAUUAAACUAACUGCUGCUUCAGCACAAUUCAACAUAAAUAAUCACUUUCUUAACCACCUAAUACAGUUGCUUAACCUCAAGAUACAACAGCAGUUUGCUGGUUUGUAGUGGUUUGCUGGUGAGGCAAUUGUCAGAAGUUCCAAGUAUUCAUCAGAGAGAACAUGGUGUGAGGAGCAUGGCCAAGGUAGGCAUCUGGAAACAAAAAGCCCCCAAAAGAAAAAAAAGCAAGAAGCAAAUUUGUAGCAGAUCCCUGAAUGUUCACAUAUGGCUGUAAAGAGAGAAUUAGUUUCAUUUUGCAUCAAAAUGUUUAUCUGUUUCUCCUCCUGACUUUUUAAUUUUAAUUCCUUUUUUUUAAUUGAAUUUCAGUCCCUCCUACAAUUGACCAUUUGUAGAAGGAUUGCAAUUCACUUAAAAAUCAUUCCUACCUUAAAUGCAGUGCAUUUUAGCUACAAAAUGUCCUAGAUACUAUUCACUUAAGCUUAAUCUAGUUGCAAUUAACAAAUUCAUUCAUGAAAGAAAAGUUAAAAGGUAUCGGAUGCUUCAUGGAAACCCAAACUUGCCUUUAAAAUGUUCCAGUCAAAAGGCUGUUGGUCAGCAAAACUAAAUUCUUGCAGUGGUGUAACCUAAUCAAAUUCUUCAAAAGGGAAAAAAAAUAAUACCUAUCUAGGGAUUUUAAUUGAAUUUUAAAUGCUUCUGUUUAAUUUCUGACUUUUGAGGAGACAAACUGCAGUAUGAUCCCAGAAUUGUGUAUGUUGUGUAGUUGUUUUGAUUUGACUUGUGUGUAUUUUUUAGUGCUCAUUAGCCAAGGCUUGAAGUCUUUACUGUCAGGAUAUCCUGAAAGCUCUGUAAAAUAAAUACAUAGAGAUUGGUAAAAAUCUUUUGCUCAUUGUGUGAUACAAAAGUCUAUUGUUGGAUUAAACUUUGCAGUAAGUUGACUUUGAAUUUUUCUGACAGGUUAUUUUUUGGCUUUGGUUUGUUUUUCCCCCUUGGAGAAGUUGAAUUGAGGGUUUUUCAUUGCUCCUUUAGAAAACCACCCUCUAGACCUGUGACAGCAGCUGAGA